AAGACCUCGGAAGCUGAAGAGAUCCCGAAAGAGGAGGAGUCUCUGAAUGGUUGUGUCAGCUUGAAGAACACAAAUGAUGAGUUACUGUUUCAUUAUUUAUCUAACAUUCAGACAUAUAAACAACUUUCAGAAAAUAAACCGUCAAAAUAGGCAAUUUGAAGAUUUUUAUGUUAUUUUCUUCUAGAUAAAACAGAUCUCUGCUGUGAUCUCCUGAAAAUAGACUGAGAAGAUGGCAAUGAUGGUGUUUUUGGCAGCUCUUCUACCGGUUGUACUGAUGAGAGAAUGUCAGGAUGAAAUGGACUGUUCUGCCAUCUAUAACUCAGGACAAACAGUCAGUGGGAUUUACUCCAUCUAUCCAACACAUGACGUUCAUGCCUGGGUUUACUGUCAGAUGAUCUCAGAUGGGAACGAUGAAGACAAAGGAGGAUGGACGGUGAUUCAGAGGAGAAUGGAUGGCAGUGUGAAUUUCUAUCGGCCGUGGGAUCAGUACAAGAGAGGAUUUGGGAAUGUGGAGAGUGAAUACUGGCUGGGGCUGGAGAACAUGUACCAGCUGACACGCAACAGGAAGUACAUGCUGAGAGUGGAUCUGGAGGACUUUCAAGAAAAAAACAUUUUCGCUCUGUACUCGUCCUUCUCUGUGGAUAGUGAAGCUGAUGGGUAUAAACUGCAUGUUUCUGGAUUCACUGAUGGAGCAGCCGACGACUCUUUAUCUGAACAUGAUGGUAAGGAGUUCACCACCUUAGACAAAGACCAAGACAAUGACUCCAAAAACAACUGUGCCAAACUUUGUCUAGGGGCAUUUUGGUACAAAGACUGCAUGAAGACAAACCCCAAUGGUGUGUAUAUAUGGGGACAAGACAACACCUAUGCCUGCAUUGGAAAUGUAUGGUCAACCUGGAAGGGUAAUGAUGUUGGUAUGAAAUCUAUCAGCAUGAAGAUCAAACGUGUGUCAUAGAAACAUUGCAGUGUUUGUCAGAAAUGCACAACAAAACAAUCAAAUUAAUGUUUAAGGGUUUGCUCUUCUCUAUUACCUGUAUAACUUCAUAAAUCAUGUAGGAAUCACAAAAAUGUAUGACUGUUUGUAGUGGCUUUCCUAUAACAAGGGUAGGGUGGUAAGUUGUUCUUGACAUAGGUUAGAAUAAACAAUUUCCACAAAGCAAUGUCUGUUUCUUGACUUGUUAAUUUAAUGGAUAAGCAACAUUUACUAAACAUAAGAGUUAUGGUAAGAACCAUAUGUUCCCCCUUACAUAAAGAAAAUAUUUUUCCUUAUGUAUAUGAAUGAUCAAUAUAUUAAAUGACUUAACAGUAUAUUAGAAAUUACACUAUUACAUUAUUCUGUAAAUAUAUUACAAUAUAUCGAAUAAUACAUAAGGAAUUGCUGCUUUCAUAUAUUGAAAAAUAUGUGACAUAUUUACUUGUAGCUAUAUCACAAUAUAUGUAAUUUUAUAUUCAGUAAUACAAUUUAUAAUAUAUAGAUGUACAUGUGAUAAGAUAUGGUACUGCAUGUGUAAAAAAUAUAUUGAACUUGAGCAAAAACACAUGAAAUAGCACUUAAUUUUAACAUUUUUACUCUCCUUUA
Onychostoma macrolepis is the source of this 1579-nucleotide messenger RNA. RefSeq names its product microfibril-associated glycoprotein 4-like. The coding region runs from base 230 to 955 and encodes 241 amino acids. Gene Ontology annotation, biological process: elastic fiber assembly. The record is from RefSeq and is a predicted model, not a curated record. Lineage: Eukaryota; Metazoa; Chordata; Actinopteri; Cypriniformes; Cyprinidae. The transcript is spliced from 6 exons.